UUUUAAAACAAAAAUAACACUUCUCCUUUUUUUUUUAUAAAAGUAAGGAAAUCGCCUUCUUUCAAUUUAAAGCUCUUUUUUUUUAAAAAAAAUAUAUAGUUUUCCUUAUAUUAGGUAAUAUGGAUGUAUACAGUUUAUUUAUUUAUUUAUAUUCAAGCUCUCAUUUGAUGUCUCACUUUAUCAUAGUUCAUCAUGUCAAAUGCGCUUUUGUUAAGGCUGUUUACUUCUGAAUUCUUUAAUUCUUGGAUUGCAGUUUCUUAUCUAUUUAGAUAUUCUGACAAUGUUGGCAUCCAACAUUAUUUAUGUGCUGAACUAAAAAGCUUUCCUAUAUCCGAGAUUGAAUUCUUUUUACCUCAGUUAAUUCAUCUUUUAAUUACAAAACCUUCAGAUUCGGUGGCACUAGAAUGCUUUUUAAUAGAGAUGUUUGAAAAAUCAACUCAUAUUGCACUAAUGUCACUAUGGUAUUUACAAGCUUAUUUAUCUGACCUUUGUGCAAAUCCAUCAAGUCCAUCUUUUGAACUAUGUAAGCGGUUAUUAAAUAAAGCGCAAGCUGUUGUAUUUGCAGAAGAAGAACAUGCAAUAGAAGAAUCAUUAAGUCAACGAAUGAUCCAUCAUCAACAAAGAAACAGUCAAAAAGUGCGCGAAAAUCCUUUCCCUGCCUUGGUAGGUAUGGGUGCUGUCCUAUUGGGUAUCGGACAGCCUUUGAUGACCAAGCCCGCAGGUAGAAUUGCGAUUGCACAAGGGCGUAGAAAUCGUAUCAAUUCUAUUCAUGGUACGACUCAUCCAUCAUCACUUGUACAAACAGCAGCAGAUGAUGAUGAUCAUCAUCAUCAUGAUUCCUUUUCUCCUUUGUCUUCUACUAAUCAGUCAGUACAUCUCGAUGUGUCCUCUUCACAUCAUCAUCACCAUUACCUUUCUUCUUCACAACCUGAUCUACCCGUUACAUCAUUAUCAAAAAAGAAAAAAUCUCAUCCUUAUUUUAGUCCUUUUGCAAGCUCUCCUUCUCUAGAAGAUUUACAUCGAGGUAAAGCCUUUUCAGUGACAAGAUAUAUUAAAUCUGCUCAACACAAAAUCAACAAAAAAAUGAUCCAAUUAGGAGAGGAACAGCUCACAGUGACCUCUCCCUUGUCAGAUCAUAAUAGUCUUCGAAAGAAAAAAGGCAAACAAACAUCAUUCCCUUCUGUCUUUGAUCCUACUUUAACAGCCCUUGGACAAUCCACUGUGCCAACCAAUACAGCUCCACUCUCACCUGCUUUAUCUCAUUAUCACUCCUCUUCUUCUGAAGAAAUCAUCACCACUGACCACCCUCAUUCUUCUUCAGAGGAUGAACAAGAUCCAUUUUUAUUAGCUCAUCAAGAAACAAAGCAAGCAUCAUCAUCAUCAUCAUCCUCAUCCUCUCAUAAUCAUGAUCAUGAUUCAGUAAAAGGUGCGGAUAGUCCUAUACGACGUUCCUUUUCAAAGUUAAGUAUAGAUCAUCGUAAACUAUUACUUCGUAGCAACUAUUUUAGAUCAGAGAUGCAAUUUGUGUUGGCACUUGUGGAUAUUGCAACACGAUUAGUGAUUGUGCCCAAGGAAGCACGUAUGAGUGCAUUACACGCUGAACUUACUUUAUUAAAUCAUAAUUUACCUGCCGAGAUCUGUUUACCGUUAUGGUGUCCUGCCACAGCAGAGAAACCUUAUCAUCAUCGUAUCGUUCGUAUUAGUCCUACAGAUGCCGUUGUCCUUAAUUCAGCUGAACGAGCACCUUAUCUAUUGAUGAUUGAAGUCUUGGACGAUGAAAUGAGUUUUGAAGAGAGUAGUUAUCUAAGUCCAUCAGGACAUUAUUACUGCCGUCAUCAACAUCAUCGACCUAAACGUUCACAUUCUAAACGGACCUCUAUUUCUUUAAAAAAGGAAGAAGAUGAUGACACAGUUGCUGAUAUAGGAGAGAUGAGGAAAAAGAAGGCGAUGAUGACAAAUGAACAAGACAUCAACAUUCAAAAGACCACCACCACCACUACCACCACUUCUUCAUCCACCUUUGCUGAUGAUUAUGCAGAGCGAAUGCGAACAGCAGCUGUGAUGCUUGCACAAUUACAAUCUCCGAAUAUAAUUUCCAAUUAUAGCAAUAACAGUAGUGGUAACAGUAACAGUAACAAUAACAGUAAUAAUAAUAGUCUUAAUGGCGGUAUAAAUUCCUCUUUAUUUUCUAAAUACAGAUUACACUCAUCGAGUCAUACUCAUAAUACAGAGCAUAUUCGACGAAAGAUCAUCAAAGAGAUGAUGGCUUUAGAAGAGGAAAGGAUGAAGAAGAUAAAGAUAGAGGGUGUGGGUAGUGUUGUUCAAGGGACUGAAGGAGGCUCUAUGAUGGGGGGUGAUCGAUUAUUAGAAGAUAAAGAAGAGCAUAUGAUGGCUUGGGUCAAGAUGAAGAAUAAUAAAGCCAAUAAUGAUGAUCCAAGUGCAGUUGUACUUUCUGAAGAUUGGGAGACCAAGAAGGAAAGGUUAAGACGUGCCUCCCCUUUUGGUCAUUUACCUAAUUGGCAUCUUUUAUCUGUGAUUGUCAAACAUGGUGCCGAUCUAAGACAAGAACAAUUUGCAAUUCAAUUAAUUCGUGAAAUGCAACGUAUUUGGGAGGAUACAGGUGUCAAUGUUUGGGUGAAAUAUUUCCGUAUUCUAGUUACUUCGGAUAGUUCUGGUUUAAUAGAGACAUUAAGAAAUACAAUCUCUAUUCAUUCAAUUAAAAAGACUGCAUAUACAAGAGGCUGGAAUCAAAAAGGAGCAGUCUAUACUUUAUAUGAUUAUUAUGAAAAAAUAUGGGGACCGCCUGAUUCAGAUGAAUUUUUAAAAGCGCAGGACGCAUUUAUGAGAAGUUUAACAGGAUACUCAAUCGCUUGUUACGUGUUACAAAUUAAAGAUAGACAUAACGGUAAUUUAUUGAUUGAUGAUGAAGGACAUUUGAUUCAUAUUGACUUUGGCUUCAUGCUCUCCAACUCACCUGGUUCAGUUGGGUUCGAGAUGGCACCCUUUAAAUUACCACAAGAAUACAUUGAUAUCUUGGGAGGUGUUCAUGGUGAAAAAUUUGCAGAAUACAAAGCAUUAAUGAAGGCAGCCUUUUUAGCAGUCCGAAAACAUAGUGAAAAUAUUUUAUUGUUAACUGAAAUGAUGAGUAAAGACUCUAAUUUACCAUGUUUUCAAAAUGGGGACAUGACUGUAUCACAACUACGUGAUCGCUUUCAAUUACAAUUAACAGAGCCUCAAGCAGAAGAAUUUGUUGAUAAAUUAAUCAUGAGUAGUUGUUGUAAUGUAUUUACGAGGCUUUAUGAUACCUUUCAAUAUUAUUCACAAGUAAGUCUUUUAUAUGUGUACAUGUAUUUAUUAUAAUUGACUUUAUUCUUUAGGGCAUUUUAUAAAGUCUAAAUAAUACCCAAUGUAUGUAUAUCACGUUUUAUAUAUAUAAAUAAACAAAUAUACACUAUGUAAUGAAACAAAAAAAAAAAAUUGCUUCUUUUAAAUUCUUCCCCUGUCAUGAUGAUGAUACAAAACAGAUAUUAUAUUUCUAAUUUUUUAGCGGCCUUUUUUUUUUUAUUUUUAUUCUUCUUAUCUACUCAAAUAAGAAAGAGAGAGAGAGAGACAGAGACAGAGA
Messenger RNA from Cokeromyces recurvatus, 3622 nucleotides. Its product is annotated as kinase-like domain-containing protein. Gene Ontology annotation, cellular component: membrane; cytoplasm. Bases 193 to 3360 code for a protein of 1055 amino acids. Lineage: Eukaryota; Fungi; Mucoromycota; Mucoromycetes; Mucorales; Mucoraceae. The transcript is spliced from 6 exons. Gene Ontology annotation, biological process: phosphatidylinositol-mediated signaling; phosphatidylinositol phosphate biosynthetic process. Gene Ontology annotation, molecular function: 1-phosphatidylinositol 4-kinase activity. The record is from RefSeq and is a predicted model, not a curated record.